Molecule: messenger RNA, 441 nt
Organism: Exserohilum turcica Et28A
Lineage: Eukaryota; Fungi; Ascomycota; Dothideomycetes; Pleosporales; Pleosporaceae
Exons: 2
Coding region: 1-441 (146 amino acids)
Source: RefSeq, a predicted model, not a curated record
AUGGGUCGAGCAAGGAAGGCGACUGGAGAAGGGCUGGAGACAGGGGAGCUGACUCCAGGAGUUGAGGAGCUGGUCGAGCAAGGAGUAGAGCUAGGCGAAGGGCUCGACGCUGGAGAGCUCACAGGCGUAGAGGCGACUGGAGAAGGGCUCGAGGCUGGGCUCGCCCUCUGGAUACGUCUCUACGCCCGCAAGCUCCCCAGCCUCGACUCCUGCGUCAAGUGCUCCGGUCUCCAGCCCUACGCCAGUCAGCUACCCGGCCUCGAGUCCUUCGCCCAGCUCUACUCCUUGCUCGACCGACUCUACGAGCUCCCCAGCCUCGAGCCCUUCUCCAGUCGCCUCUACGCCUGUGAGCUCUCCAGCAUCGAGCCCUUCGCCAAGCUCUACUCCUUGCUCGACCGACUCUACGAGCUCGGUGUUACCAUGGGGUACCAGCCAUAUUGA